AUGGCCACUUCGCCAGACCUAGAGGCCCUCGGCGCCACUAAGUCGGGUUUCGAGGCCGAAGAAUACGACUCGUACUCGUGGCUGCUGCUCGAGGACCACCCGCUUCGCUCAUACCCAUCUGAUGCCGAUUGCCAUCCCGAGAUCUCUGCAUUCACCAGGAAGUUGUAUGCGAUCGUUAGGAGGCGUCUGCGGGACCGCGUUCUUCCCCUGCUGAGUCUGUUGUUGAUGUUCUUUGUAAUCGUGCAGUUCUUGUUACAAUUACCGCACGUCGCAUCUUAUUUUCUGGAACCCGUCCAUACACAGGGGCUCCCCGAGUUCAUCCAAACGCCCAUGACAACUGAUCGGGCGUUUGAUCGUACAGCCGCUUGUGCGUUUGACCCUCCAUCACAGCCCGGGGGAGCGGCCCACAACGCCAUCGAGCAUGCGCUUUCUUCUGGGUGUGCCGGUGUUCAUGUCGAUUUGUGGCAGCGACACCAUGAUCUGCUCAUCGGAGAUUCGUCGUCACCACCAAAUCUCGACAAAAAGCACACGCUGAAAAGCGUCUACCUUAAAUCACUGCUGCAUCAGUUAGAUGCCCGAAACGCUGCUUCUGCUAAUGACUCGAAAAUUGAAAAACACGAUGACGAGUUUGAUGCUACGCCAGUCGGUUUAUUCGACAGCGAUCCCCAGCAGACAUUCACAAUAUUCUUGGAUGUCAAAACUUCAAUGCGCAAGGCGUGGCCGGUGCUCGUGACACAGCUAGGGGCGCUGAACAAGAGUGGGUACCUGUCGUAUCGAAAUGCAGAGCAGGAACUUGUACUGCGGCCCGUUACAAUUGUAGUUUCAGGGAGGGGAUGUAGGCGGCUGUCGUUAAAGGAUGAUUUGUCUCGAGUCAUGAAGGGGUUGUUUUGA
This is a messenger RNA of Aspergillus puulaauensis, 891 nucleotides long. RefSeq lists its product as uncharacterized. The coding region runs from base 1 to 891 and encodes 296 amino acids. The record is from RefSeq and is a predicted model, not a curated record. The transcript has 2 exons. Lineage: Eukaryota; Fungi; Ascomycota; Eurotiomycetes; Eurotiales; Aspergillaceae.